Messenger RNA from Rubroshorea leprosula, 2031 nucleotides. The record is from the annotation of a GenBank genome assembly. NCBI's taxonomy places the organism in Eukaryota, Viridiplantae, Streptophyta, Magnoliopsida, Malvales, Dipterocarpaceae.
AUGUUUUUCUGUCAAAAUAAUGUACUAAACAACAGGAAUUUAAUGUAAUAGUAACCACCGCCAUCUGUUCUCUCUCCCUCCUCUCUUCACAUUGCUGUCUUUGUUUCUUGCUUUAUCUCUAGAGGGUAUUCAACACUCAUGGCAAGUGUUCUAAAAAACAGACCUCCGAAUCAAUGGGAACGUUCCAAGAGUUCCAGCAUCAGACCAGAGAAAAACUUGCAAUUAGAUGGCAGUAGAGUGAAACACAAACGAAACAAGUCCGUGCUUUCUUCCUCUGCAUCAGCUCAUGAUUUGAGAAUUUUAGAGCUAGAGAAGGAGAGGCAAGAUCAAUCGUCUCCUAGAGGAGUUUUAGAAGCCUGCUUAGGAGGUAUUGACAACAACUCAGAUUCUCCUGACGACGGUCUCAUGGCAUCACCAGUUCGUUGUGCAAAUUCAGGAAAUUCUAGUUGGAGCAGAUUCUUUAAAGCAUGGAGAAAAAGAUCAAGACAAGCAAAGGAUAAGCACUUAGUUUCCUUUCCUUCAUUUGUGGUGCCUAAGAUAUCAAGAAGAAAGAGUAGGAGCUCUAGAGAGAAUCCAGUGCUGAGAAAUUUGUACAGCUUCAAGUCUUCCCUGCAGAACUUCAGCCUAUCAGAGCUCCAAGCUGCAACAGACAAUUUUAGCCAUGAGAACUUGAUUGGAAAGGGUGGUUUUGCUGAAGUAUACAGGGGCCGUUUAAAAGAUGGGAAGCUGGUAGCAAUCAAGCGGCUGACUAAAGGAACACCAGAUGAGAGGAUAACUGGGUUUCUAUCUGAGCUUGGUGUCAUAGCUCAUGUGAAUCAUCCGAACACUGCUAAGUUAGUUGGGUGCGGCAUUGAGGGAGGAAUGCACCUUGUAUUCCAGUUGUCGCCACUAGGGAGUUUGGGAUCAAUUCUUCAUGGUUCAAAAUGUAUGCUCGAUUGGAGCAAAAGAUAUAACAUUGCCUUGGGGACAGCAGAUGGUCUCACAUAUCUGCACGAGAAUUGUCAAAGGCGGAUCAUUCAUAGAGAUAUCAAGGCUGAUAAUAUUCUGCUCACUGAAGAUUUUGUGCCUCAGAUUUGUGAUUUUGGCCUUGCCAAGUGGCUUCCUGAACAGUGGACACACCGUAAUGUAUCAAAAUUUGAAGGCACCUUUGGUUACUUCGCUCCUGAAUAUUUUAUGCACGGCAUAGUUGAUGAGAAAACCGACGUUUAUGCAUUUGGAGUUUUACUUUUGGAGCUCAUUACAGGACGCCGAGCUUUGGAUCAACAGCAAAGCCUUGUGAUAUGGGCAAAGCCUUUGCUUGAUAACAAUGAUAUCAAUGAGCUUGUAGAUCCUUCACUUGACCAAAAGUAUAAUGCAGAGGAGAUGGAUCGCAUGGUUUUGACUGCCUCUCUAUGCAUUGAACAAUCUCCUAUUCUCCGUCCUCGGAUGAGUCAGGUUGUGAUACUACUCAGAGGUGACAAAUCUGCAGAAGAGGGUGCAUUGACAGGCCCAAGGCGGUCUCUCCAGAGAACUUACUCGGAAGAACUGAUGGAUGUGCAAGAAUACAACUCAACCAAGUACUUGAACGACAUUAACCGGCUUCAGGAUAUUGCUUUGGGAUCUUAGAAGCAACAGUGAACACCUUUAAGCAGCAGUACUAACUCUAGUAGCCCCGUCUUCCGUAGAGGGUGAAAGCAUGAAAUGCUGUUUUCCAUGGCAUUUGAAAAGCAAUGAUUCAUUUCAUUCAAAAUGUCAAAAGAAUCAAGUCAAAUUCCAUGUAAAACAUUAUGAAGUGGAUUCAUCUCCAAUGGAAGGCCCCAAAACCCUCUCAAUUUAUUCUGCUGGAAUGUAUUUAUAAUGUUUUGAAUCAAAGUUUUUAGGGAUCUAAACAUUGUAAGGAAGACUAAAGAACAUGUUUAUAGAACAAAAGAAUGGACUGUUUAUCAUGUCUUUUGUUAUGCUUGAUUUAGAUGAUUGUGAUGUUGAUGGCUGACAAUUUAUAGAACUCAUGUUAGUAGCUUGUAGUUCAGUCACUAAAGUGCAUACUUUCAA